CAGACAGACGAUUGCAAACAAACGGACAGACAGACAGACAGACAGUUACUAGUGUUGGACUUUAGUUAUAGUUAUGUACUUUGCAGUGAUGUAUAAUAGUUCCAUGUUUGAAAAUGUAUGUAUUGACAGACAGAUAGACAGACAAAUCAGCCUUUUUUCUAAGUAGAGAUAGAGAUUACUAAUACAAAAAGUUUAUUGGCUUAUUUUAAUUAAUAUAUCAUUACUAUUAAUUACCGCAAAUCAAUUAAAUUACCUAAUUUCUACAAAAACUCACACAAUUGGAUCUAAAUAAAGGUACCUACCUUUGGAGCCCCGUUUCCUAUUUGCGCACUACCACGUGUCUGUCCCACCCACACAGUUCGGUUUCCAAGCGAUCACAGUCUAAUGACUGCCAUGAUCACGCGAUCAGACUUGCUGACAGCCUUCGCUAAUUCCAUGAUAUUUAUCUAUCAGCACAAACUCUUGUCUUCAGUCGUCUUCAUUUCUCUCUCCAUCUAUUUCACUUAUCAUCUCGUUUUUUCCGCCUCCACGCUCUUUCAUGUUGCUCUGAUGAGUGGGAUAUGCUUGUAUCUCGCUUACUAUUGGAUGUUUCACGUGCAGAAGCCGGAUAUUUACUGUCAGGAAGCGUUUCGGAGGUUCUUGGAGUGUCACUGUCCGACGGCGUUUAGCGUGUAUUAUCCUACUGUGUGGACGGUGGGAGGGCAUGUGAGGUCGUUUAGUAGGGGAUUUAUUCAACGGCGUUUACCAGUUCAGUAUGAAAGAGAAACUGUGAAACUGGCUGACGGUGGCACGUUGUGUCUGGACUGGACCAAGCCCUCAAAACAGCAAACAAACGGCUCUACAAAGAUUGUACUUUUCAUGGCUGGGCUGACAGGUGGCAGUAAGGAGAACUACACCACACGCAUAUGCCACAAAGCAAAUGAGCUGGGAUACACAGCUGUUGUCAUGAACAACAGAGGCUGUGCAGAUACCCCACUAACAACACCGAUGACCUACUGUGCUACAGUGACUGCAGACUUACAGGCCGUUUUGUCAGUGAUCCACAAGAGAUAUCCUAACUGUCCAGUCUUCAUCGUCGGAAUUUCACUGGGAGGGGUACUGGCCACACAAUAUCUCUGCAAAUCCGGAGAAAGUGGGAACGAUGCCGGUGUUGUUGGAGUUUUGUCCGUGUCGGCACCGUUUGACUGUAUGACCACGAGUUUGCAGUUGGAGCUGCCAUUGAGUCUCGUCACGUUCAACUACUUUUUGACGUCACAACUCGUUCGAAAUCUUCAUCAAAAUAUUGAUAUUUUCAAGAAGGCUGAUGGUCUCACGUUCGAUAUUGAUGCUGUUGUGCAGGUCAAGACUCUCGCCGAAUUCGAUGAAAAACUAGUUGUUCCUAUGUUUGGCUACAAUGAUCGAUUCGAAUACUACAUGGACGCUUCAACCAGCGAACGUCUUAAGCACAUCUCAGUUCCAUACCUUGCAAUGAAUGCUGGCGACGAUCCAUUUGCACCACAUUUUGCUCUCCCAACCCAACAAUUCACUUCAAGUCAGUACACAGCAUUACUAACAACCACAGCCGGCGGUCACAUCGGAUUCGCAGACAGCAUAUGGCCAAGUGGCCCCACCCUAGUCGACAAGAUCUUCGCUGAAUUCAGCACAGCAUGCUUUGAACACGGAAACGAACUCAAAGCAGUAAACUAAUUCAGUAAUAUUUUACACUGAAGUAAACUACUUAAACUGAUGAGAACCCAAUAAAAUUUUUUCAGCACGUUUGAGAACGACUACUUUUCAUCGGCUGCUCUAGUUGGACACUCCGCUGUGUCCACGCAAACAACACCAUCCGCACCUUCUACUCUCUGUAUUACCGGCAGUCGCACCUCGUUGUUGUUGUGUGCACCACUG
This is a messenger RNA of Corticium candelabrum, 1887 nucleotides long. RefSeq names its product phospholipase ABHD3-like. Lineage: Eukaryota; Metazoa; Porifera; Homoscleromorpha; Homosclerophorida; Plakinidae. Bases 385 to 1686 code for a protein of 433 amino acids. Gene Ontology annotation, molecular function: acetylesterase activity; monoacylglycerol lipase activity. Gene Ontology annotation, biological process: medium-chain fatty acid catabolic process; medium-chain fatty acid biosynthetic process. The record is from RefSeq and is a predicted model, not a curated record. The transcript has 6 exons.